AUGCAUUUAGAUCCAGUAGAUUUCAAACAUAUCUACAUAGCUCUGAAACACCAGAUUAGAAGAGUGCCUGUGGUUCAGUGUGCUAAACACAACUCUCUUAAAGACUGCAGAGGAGCUCUGGAUCCUCUCUGUGGAUGGUGCUCAAGUUUACACAAAUGUUCUACCCAGGAUGAAUGCUCAAACUCUUCAUGGAUAUCCCUUCCAGAAGGUUCUUUUCAGAAACAGCUUUUUUUAUUUCAGGUCACAGAGAAAUCCAUCAGAGAGAUUACUCUACAUCUGACUUUGAGUCUGAAGAGCACACAAUAUCCUGCCGUCUUCUCAUGUGCAUUCACCAGAGGAGGUGUGAACCUUUGUGAUGGACCUGAUCCUGCUGUAGUUUUUCCAAACUGCUCCUGUAGCUUUUCAGAGCAGCUGCUGUCAACUAAAGGUUUGGAAAUCUCAGCUACAGUUACUGUUGAGGACCAGAAGAUCACAGAGACCCUGAUGCUGAAGAACUGCUCCAGUAUUACAGAUCAUUCAACAAAGGCUCCUUAUACACAGUGUGUGCAGUGCAUCACAGCUGGAUGCCAUUGGUCAAAUUCUGACAAGCGUUGUGACUGGACACAUGGAACUGAGCCACAGUUACACAUACAGGAAGUAUGUAAAGAUUUGCGCUCUGAGGCAAAAGUGCCAGAGAUUUUCUCUAUAGAGCCGAACAGAGUUUCUUUCCAUGGCAGAAACAAUGUUUUACUAACAGGAAGGAACCUCGAAUCUGUCACCAAAAUUCGUAUUCAAGGGUUUCUGGACUGCUUUCCAAAAGAGUCUCCUGUGUUUGAUCGUUCGAGUGACAGUCUAAGGUUCCACGUUCCUCCCAGUGAAGCUAAAGGAACACUAAAAGUGUGUGCUGUUACUAAGGAUGACCGUUGUCAUGGUAACAGCAUCAUCACUUACAGUUCCCAACCCAGCUGCAUAGGUCUACAACCCAAAGUCACCUGGAGAAGUGGUGGAAGGAAAAUUUACGUGCAGGGGAACAAUUUGGAGUUUGUGGAAUCAAUCAUUGUCCAUUCCUCCAAUACAGAGCUUGAAACAAACUACAACAUAAACUCUAAGGACAUGUGGUUUCUUAUGAACCAUUAUGAUGGCAGUGAUCCGAUUAAGUUGAAGUUGAAAGUUGGGAACGUCACUUUAGACUGUGCAGAUCUUACCCUCCAGCCUGAUCCAAAGUUCAUUGGAUUCAAAGCCAUACGGGUGUCUGACUAUCUAACUGUGAACAUUAAGAUAAAGGCAGAUAAGUUGAACCUGAGUAUGGAUGAGGUACAGGUGACUGGUCUAAAGGGAGAUCGGGGACAUAAGUGUGUUUUGGUGUUGAUGAAACACGAUAUUAUUGUAUGUGAAAUUAAAGGAAACCUCAACACAGUGGACUCUCUAAUUAUCAUGGUUGGAAAAUUUGAUCUUACCAUGGGACAAAAUAUGUCAAAAUAUUUGAACAUUUGCAUGAAGAAUGGGUAAAGGAAAAAAGUUAGAAAUUUCUUUAUAUAGUAUGUGGUAGUUUAGGUUAAUAGGUCAGCUUAACUCAUACAUCACAUGUCUAAACUUGCUUAAUACAAGGCUGCUUUUCAUGUAACUUAGAAAAUCUUAGAUGCUGUGGAUGCUGUGUUUUCUAAACACUAGGUGGCGCUCUAUGCCUACUUAUUAAGUAUACAGUACAUUGUAUUAAUUCAAAACAGUAAAACUACCUUCAGUCUGCUGUUUAGGAGCUGGGUAGUAACUGUUUACAUGUUAUCUGUUUUACGUUAUACUCAUAAUCAAAGUACUGCUACUAAGCUUCCAUUAGAUGUAUUAUUACUUUAUUGUUUAUUCCCACUUUUUAAAAUCUAAACAAAUAAAACAGAUAAAUUAAUUAAAAAAGAUAUCAAGGUUGUAUUUUUACAGAAUGCUCUCAUGUAUAUAUCUCAUUUAUAUCAGACGUAAAUAAAUAAAACUUGGUUUUCACCGGGAAGCUUGUAGCACCUGUAAAUUUGAACAGUCUAAACAUAAAGGUUCAAAAUAGUUCUGUGUCAGGUUCCAAAAACAACCUUCAAAAUAUUAUUUUUAAGAGUGCAAUACUUUUUCCAGUGUGUCUCAAACAUUGAUCAAGUUCAUAUUUUCUUUUAUGAAAUAUAGGUUAUAAGUUGGUGUCAAGUAAAACCAGUGACAUUAGCUUAACUAAAGACUUUCUUUAUUAAUACAAGUAUAGAUUGGAAUUUGAGUAUUGCAUUAUUUAAAUAAGAAAGAUGUUUAAAUAAUUUCAUUC
Paramisgurnus dabryanus is the source of this 2272-nucleotide messenger RNA. The record is from RefSeq and is a predicted model, not a curated record. Lineage: Eukaryota; Metazoa; Chordata; Actinopteri; Cypriniformes; Cobitidae.